This is a messenger RNA of Drosophila takahashii, 2713 nucleotides long. RefSeq names its product alpha-Mannosidase class I a (gene alpha-Man-Ia). Gene Ontology annotation, molecular function: calcium ion binding; mannosyl-oligosaccharide 1,2-alpha-mannosidase activity. Gene Ontology annotation, cellular component: Golgi membrane; endoplasmic reticulum. Lineage: Eukaryota; Metazoa; Arthropoda; Insecta; Diptera; Drosophilidae. Gene Ontology annotation, biological process: carbohydrate metabolic process; mannose trimming involved in glycoprotein ERAD pathway. The record is from RefSeq and is a predicted model, not a curated record.
AGCGCGUCAUCGGGAAGCCGUUCCGUUUCACCAUCACUGGAGUGGCGAGUAACUUGUUAUUAAAAAAACGUAAGCCCGUCAGAUUUAAACGCGAAUCUCGAAAAGGCCUCGAUGGUUUGACGGCUCGGCUGCCAAUUGAAUCGAAUCGUUCGGUUUGUGUGUGAAAACAUAAAGCAUAAGAAAUCAAGACUCCUGGAAAACAGAAAAACAAACCUUAAAUGCCCGAGAAGACUGCAGUGAAACAAUAAAAAAAAAACCCCAAAACAAGCUGCCAAACAGGAUAACACGCCUAACUAAAUAAGAAAACCAAAAUCCACCAUGUAUCGCAUCAGUCCAAUUGGACGCAAAUCGAACUUCCACUCGCGCGAGAAAUGUCUGAUUGGACUCGUCCUGGUAACGCUGUGCUUCCUCUGCUUCGGCGGCAUCUUCCUGCUGCCGGACAACUUCGGCAGCGACCGCGUCCUGCGCGUCUACAAGCACUUCCAGAAGGCCGGUCCCGAGAUCUUCAUCCCGGCCCCGCCCCUCGCCGCCCACGCCCCCCAUCGCAGCGAGGAUCCGCACUUUAUCGGCGAUCGCCAGCGUUUGGAGCAAAAGAUCCGUGCGGAAUUGGGCGAUAUGCUGGAUGAACCACCUGCGGCUGCCGGCGGAGGAGGAGGCGGGGAACAGCCAGGACAAUUCCAGGCACUCGCCCAACAGGCACAAGCUCCCGCUCCCGUCGCCGCUCUAGCGGAUCAGCAGGAGGCCGACGAGGAGGGUCAACAGCACGCCGCCAUUCCCGUUCUGGCCGCUCCAGUUCAGGGCGACACUGCCGCCAGCCAGGUAUCCGCCUCCCAUCCACAAAGUCCCGCCCAGCAGAGCAACCAACAGCAACUGCCUUUGGGAGGCGGGGGAAAUGAUCAGGCGGCGGACACACUGGACGCCACGCUGGAGGAGCGACGUCAGAAGGUCAAAGAGAUGAUGGAGCAUGCGUGGCACAACUACAAGUUGUAUGCCUGGGGCAAGAACGAGCUGCGUCCGCUAUCGCAGCGCCCGCAUUCGGCCAGUAUCUUUGGAUCCUACGACCUGGGCGCCACGAUCGUCGACGGCCUGGACACGCUGUAUAUCAUGGGACUGGAGAAGGAGUAUCGCGAGGGUCGCGACUGGAUCGAACGCAAGUUCUCGCUGGACAAUAUUAGCGCCGAGCUGAGUGUCUUCGAGACGAACAUUCGAUUUGUGGGCGGCAUGCUGACGCUGUACGCCUUCACGGGCGAUCCGCUGUACAAGGAGAAGGCCCAGCAUAUCGCCGACAAGCUGCUGCCCGCCUUCCAGACGCCCACGGGCAUUCCCUAUGCGCUGGUCAACACCAAGACCGGUGUGGCCAAGAACUACGGCUGGGCGUCCGGCGGCAGCUCCAUCCUGUCCGAAUUCGGCACCCUGCACUUGGAGUUCGCCUACCUGAGCGACAUUACCGGGAAUCCACUGUACCGGGAGCGAGUCCAGACCAUUCGCCAGGUGCUCAAGGAGAUCGAGAAGCCGAAGGGCCUGUACCCCAACUUCCUCAAUCCAAAGACGGGCAAAUGGGGACAGCUCCACAUGUCCUUGGGCGCCCUGGGCGAUAGCUACUACGAGUACUUGCUGAAGGCCUGGCUGCAAUCCGGGCAAACGGACGAGGAGGCCCGCGAGAUGUUCGACGAGGCGAUGCUGGCCAUUCUGGACAAGAUGGUGCGCACCAGUCCCGGCGGCCUGACCUAUGUCUCCGACCUCAAGUUCGAUCGGCUGGAGCACAAGAUGGACCAUUUGGCCUGCUUCUCGGGUGGCCUCUUUGCUUUGGGAGCUGCCACGCGUCAGAAUGAUUAUACAGACAAGUACAUGGAGGUGGGCAAGGGCAUUACGAACACCUGCCACGAGAGCUACAUUCGAGCACCCACUCAGCUGGGCCCCGAGGCCUUUAGAUUCAGUGAAGCCGUGGAGGCGCGAGCUCUGAGAUCGCAGGAGAAGUACUAUAUCCUCCGGCCGGAGACUUUCGAGAGCUACUUUGUGCUGUGGCGCCUCACGCACGACCAGAAGUACCGCGACUGGGGCUGGGAGGCGGUCCUCGCCCUGGAAAAGCACUGCCGCACGGCGCACGGUUAUUGCGGCCUGCGCAAUGUCUACCAGCAGGAGCCGCAGAAGGACGAUGUCCAGCAGAGCUUCUUUCUGGCCGAAACACUCAAGUACCUGUACUUGCUGUUCUCAGACGACUCGGUGCUGCCGCUGGACGAGUGGGUGUUCAACACGGAGGCCCAUCCGCUGCCGAUCAAGGGGGCGAAUGCGUACUACAGACAGGCGCCCGUCACGCUGCCGGCCUCGAAUGCCUCGUAAACGGGCGCCCUGCUGCGCCGCUGGCUGUUCGGCCUGUCCCUAGCACUGCACCUUAAUUAGUUCUCGAAAAUUGCAUAGAUAUAUGUGUACGCGAUCGCAACUCUAUUUUUUUUUUCUUUGUCCUAAGUUUUUAGUUAGUUUACGUGAUGAUAUGAUGAUACGAUGACAACUGCGUACGAAAGAUAUUGUAUGUUUACAAAAAAAACCAAGUACAUACGAGAUACUUUCAAUGUAACAUAUUUAUAAAGCUUGCACAUAUAUAGGAACUUAAACUUAAACGGAUAUAUCGUAGUUUAGUCCUUAACUGUUUGCACAAGUUUCUCCGAGUCUCUCUCUCUCUUUUUUAUUUACCUUAUGAGGUAUAAGGUAUAUU